Molecule: messenger RNA, 894 nt
Organism: Limanda limanda (common dab)
Lineage: Eukaryota; Metazoa; Chordata; Actinopteri; Pleuronectiformes; Pleuronectidae
Exons: 2
Coding region: 25-894 (289 amino acids)
Source: RefSeq, a predicted model, not a curated record
GUUGAUGAUCACGUCUCCAUUGAAAUGGCGAAGAGGAUGUUUCAUGAAAGUGGCGACGAUGGCCGAUCAGUCAUGGGGAUGUUGACAGUGCAGGUGGAGCGGGACCCGAAGACAGGGGCCACUGUUGUCAGAUCUGUGGCCCCCACGUCCGCCGGGGCCGAGCGGGUCCACACGGUGUUCGACGACGGCAGGAAGAGCAUCCACACCGUGGGGGGGUCAGGAGGUCAACCCUCGACCGAGGAGCUGGGCCAGAUCCUGAGCGUCAUCGACGGGGUCGGGAUGGAGGCGCUGCUGGACGAGGUCACAGUCGUUCCCAACAUGACGGAGGUGAAGACUGAGAAGGUUGAACGCUCCGGGAUCCUGAAGGAAAAACUCCCGUCUCUCUUCACCCAUCAAGCUGUGUCUAAAGACAACAACGUGUUGGACAGAAGCUACGAGUUAGAGGCCGAGGCGAGCGUGGACGACGGCGAUAAGAGAGAGGACAUCAUGGCUGUUGGAGACGUGGGAAUAGAGGAUGUGGACGACCAGAGGUUGAAGGACGGCCCCGUGACCCUUUUGUUCCUGGGAUACACGGACGCCACAUCUGACCAAGGCGAUGGCGAAGAGGAAGAAGAAGGGAUGCUCACCGCCGAGCGAGUCAUCAUCACCGAGGACGGAGAGGAAUACCUCAUGGAACCGGAAACAGCUGCUUCACCUCCGUCAGGGUCAAACGAGGCAGCAGAGCAGGAGGUGGAGAAAGAGAAAGAGCUUCAGGACGUUCCCCUGGAAGGAGCUGGAGCUAAAGUCCAGAGAGAGGACGAGGACAAAGGGUUGAAUGAACCAUUGUCCCCCAGCACAGCAGAGACAGGAGACACCUCCAAGCCCAAGACCUGCAAGUGCUGCUCCGUCAUGUGA